Nilaparvata lugens (brown planthopper) is the source of this 4171-nucleotide messenger RNA. RefSeq names its product retinoic acid receptor RXR (gene usp). Gene Ontology annotation, biological process: anatomical structure development; cellular response to ecdysone; positive regulation of transcription by RNA polymerase II. The coding region runs from base 308 to 1510 and encodes 400 amino acids. Gene Ontology annotation, molecular function: nuclear steroid receptor activity; RNA polymerase II cis-regulatory region sequence-specific DNA binding; nuclear receptor activity. Gene Ontology annotation, cellular component: activator ecdysone receptor complex; nucleus. The record is from RefSeq and is a predicted model, not a curated record. NCBI's taxonomy places the organism in Eukaryota, Metazoa, Arthropoda, Insecta, Hemiptera, Delphacidae. The transcript is spliced from 8 exons.
CCACGUAGUUGUGCCCUAAAUAAUUUUAGAAGAAUUUGUAAUUUGCACAUCAGUUAAAAGUAUCUUGAUGUUUCUUUCUAUUUAUAAUUUAAAUUUAUCAAUAAAAUGAUUCAAGAGGAAUCUUGAAAAAUUACUGUGUCUUCUGCUUGUGUCCUCGUUCGUCGACCUUGAAAUUGAGUGAAGUUCCCGGCCAUGUUUUCUGGUGAAAAGAAAGUGGGCCAAACAGGUUGACUUUAAUUAGGGUAAACUCAAAUUAUUGUAGUGUGCUUGUCUUCUUAUCAUCGCUAUUCAUAAAUAUUUCAACAGGAUGGAAGGAACUGAGCGAGGACUGAGCUUGGAGAAUAAUUUGUCGUUGAAUUCGGUGGGACCGCAGUCGCCGCUAGAAAUGAAGCCAGACACGGCCAGCCUCAUGGUGGGCAACUUCAGUCCCGGCGGCGGACCAAAUAGUCCUGGGUCGUACAGUAUCGGCGGCCAUAGCGGCGUGGGGGGGAAGAUGCAGUCUGCCACGUCGCCCUACCCCCCCAACCACCCACUGUCCGGCUCCAAGCACCUCUGCGCCAUCUGCGGCGACCGAGCCAGUGGCAAGCACUACGGAGUAUACAGUUGUGAAGGAUGUAAAGGAUUUUUCAAGAGGACAGUAAGAAAAGACUUAUCAUACGCCUGUCGAGAAGAGAAAAGUUGCCUCAUCGAUAAAAGACAAAGGAAUAGGUGUCAAUAUUGUAGAUAUCAGAAAUGUUUGCAGAUGGGCAUGAAAAGAGAGGCAGUUCAGGAAGAAAGACAAAGGACAAAAGAAAGAGAUCAGAAUGAGGUGGAGUCAACCAGUAGUUUCCACACAGACAUGCCAAUCGAAAGGAUUCUGGAAGCGGAGAAGCUGGUCGAGUGCAAAACCGAGAACCCAGUUACAGAGGACGAUUUAACAAAUAUUUAUGAAGCAGCUGACAAGCAAUUAUUCCAGUUGGUCGAUUGGGCGAAACAUAUUCCACAUUUCACUGCAUUACCUCUAGAAGAUCAAGUAUUACUAUUAAGAGCAGGGUGGAACGAGCUGCUGAUAGCGGCGUUCUCGCACCGGUCGGUGGAGAUCAAGGACGGCAUCGUGCUGGCGACCGGACUGGUCAUCCACCGCGGAUCAGCCACAGCCGCCGGCGUCGCCACCAUAUUCGACAGAGUGCUCACCGAGAUUGUCGCCAAAAUGAGAGAAAUGAAAAUGGAUAAGACUGAGCUGGGUUGUCUUAGAUCUAUCAUACUAUUCAAUCCAGAUGUGCGAGACCUGAAGUCGACGCAAGAGGUGGAGCUGCUGAGGGAGAAGGUGUACACAGCGCUGGAGGACUACACGCGCAUCACCCACCCCGAGGAGUCGGGGCGCUUUGCCAAGCUGCUGCUGAGGCUCCCCUCCCUGCGCUCCAUCGGCCUCAAGUGUUCCGAGCACCUCUUCUUCUACCGCCUCAUCUCCGACCAAGCGCCCAUCGACAACUUCCUCAUGGACAUGCUAGAAACGCCUACUGACCAGUAGAUCACCACACUUACACGUACCUAUUCUUAUCAACGAACUAUCUAUGUAUUUAUGUAUCUAAACUUCGUACCUAUAUAUCUUUAUAUAAAUUCUACUAUUCUAUAAGAUAGUUAUUAUUGUUAAUGUUGUUAUUCAUUUACUCUACAUUCACCAUGAAAAGUUUCUAUCUAAAAUUUCAUUUUUUUAUGAAGUCUCAACUUAAGUUUCUGAUUCGACAUGUUGAUAUUUAUUCUAUUCGCUUUUUAGAGAUGAAUAGUAGGUAUCCAAAAUGCUUGCAGUACGGUAUCCACGUCUAGUAAUUAUUGUUUUCAACUGAAUCCUUGAGUGACAAAUGAGUGAUCUUUGACCAACUGAGCUACCUCACCUAUAUUAUUGCGAGCAAAUUCAAUCGGAAAUAUCUUAACCUCUAUCACAGUUGUAGAAAAAAAAAGAUUGAGUGACAUCAAAUUGGACGAUUUUAAGUUCAUUAUCAUUCACUUGUUAAGAUGUUCAUUCAUUGUGUUCGUAGUGUGCAAACAAACUGACGAUUGAAUUGCUAAAACAUAUACGGUACACAAUGUGACAGUAUUUUUCAAAUUCGAUAGCAUAUUGAAAAAUUUGAAUUGAAUUUUCGACUUCAAUACUAUUUGCCUUUGGCCAAAUUUCAAGAGAAUUUAGACUACCUUGUGAAAACAAAACAAUGUUGCUUAAAAAAUAAGGUAUCCUGCACUGAGAGACAUAUUUCUAUCUAGUUGACUAAUCAAUAUUUCAACCUUUUAUAAUUUUAGUUCUAUAGAAAACUUUCCAAGGCUUACUUGGCCAUGUGCAAAGUCUCGUGACUGAUUUGUAUAAAAAACCUUUGUUGCAAUGGUGAUAUGAUUGGCAAAAACAAAUUUAGCUUAAGCAAACAUUUUUGAAAUGACGUAUUUAUUUUCAAUAUUAAUUUCAUCACAUCCUUUCAAAUUUAUGGGAUGUUUGCACAUUUUUCAUAUUUUAUAACAUUGUGACAAAGUGUAUGUUCUGGGAACACAAAAAAGUGGUAAAUUGUUCUAAUUCCAGUGCUAAAUUGUUCAAUCACGUGACUAGUGAACGCCAUUUCAAAAUCGUUGGUUCAAGCUUUUGGCGCGCACUUAUGACGUUGAUUUACACCAAAAUGUGUCGUUUACUAGCUGUGUGAAUGAAGAAAGUCUGUUUUACAAACUUACCGUCUAGAAAAGUGUGCAUUUCUUUCAUUCCAUUACUGUCAAAUUUUCUAUAGAUCCAUUUAACGAAUGGUUAUCAAACAUAAUUUUGUUGGUUAUGUAUUCUAUGGCUAUGCUAUGGUAAACAAGCAAGCUAUCAGCGCAUGUGCAGAGAAGCAAGCAGACUACAAUUCAAUCGACCAAUAAGACAUAUGAAAAUUUGAACUGCCUCAAUCUACGGCUUCAACUGUGGGACAGGAACUUGGAACUGGAACUAGUUUCUGGUACAGAAUCUGUCAAAAUUCUACCCAUGAGACGCGGAACUUUUUACCUGGUAAAUUGUGAAUCGGACAAUUUACCACGUUCCAUGUUCCCAGAACGAGCUCAAUAUCCAAAGCAUAAUAUGAGAAAAACUCAAUCAAUAUUCUGACACUUGUUGAUAGAAAAUUUUUAUACUGUUUUGAGGCGUUUCGUGGAAAAGUAUAAAAGAAGUAAAGUCAUUCAAUCAAGAAUUAUUCCAUUCUCUUCGACUAACUGAUUUACUGAUGCUUAAAUUGUAUUUUCUAUUUCAUUAUGCAUUUUCAAAAAACAUUUGGCUGUUUUUAUAGAGCUAUUUUAAAAUGUUGUAUUUAUUUGAUUCUGUUGUAUCCACAGUAUACUGUAUAUCAGUUUUGAAUGGACUUAUCUGGUUGUGAUUCGAAUUAGAAUAUUUGUGCUGUGUAAUUUAUGUUAGUCAAUAUUAUUUCAUUUACAUCAGAAAUGUAUUGACUAUUCUCUUGCGAGUAUAAAGUUACGAUUUUACUACAUUUUUCUUUGUCUCUGUUAUUGUAACCAGUUUGAAUUGAUGCAACUAAGGUAUUAUAAUACUUUUUUAUACUCAGCGAAGUAAUUUUGUGUUUAGCAAUGAACUCUUAUUAUAUAGAUGUAUAUUUAAAAACAAUAUUAUUGAGCUAGGCUCUUGAAAUUCUAUUGUUGUUCUUGACUUUCAGCUGUAAGUAAUAGAAUUAGUAGGAUGAUAAUUUUGAGAGUAAUAUUGUAUAUUAUUAUUAGAAUUCAGAAGAUUUAUGCUCACUGUAUCAGUGAUAAUACUUGUUGAAAAUUUGAGAAGCUAAGCCUACAUAAUUGUUUCUAGUUUGUUGUAUGUAUGAAGAGUGUGAGAGUGAGAGAAAGUUAAUGUAAGGGUGCUUAGUUUGUGAAUGCAUUAAUUAGCUUACAUCUCAUGGUGUAUUCAAUAAAUGUUAUAUUUAAGAAUGUUAUGAUUUAUUAGCCUAAAUUAUUAAGAAUUUAAUUUUUUACCUUUGAGUUGCUAUUCAAAUCGAAAAGGAGAAAAAAAAUUCAAUUCAAUAAACGAUUUAAUUUAGAAGGAAGAGUGUUUCUCAACACUAACCUUCAAAAAUAUUUACAGAUCAGAUUUGAUCUCGAUAAUCAUUAAAGAUUGUUUUCUAGGCAAUCCAUUAUCUAAAUAUUCUACAUCACAUCAUAUUUUCACUUCAUUUAUAUU